Canariomyces notabilis is the source of this 1883-nucleotide messenger RNA. Its product is annotated as kinase-like protein. The transcript is spliced from 4 exons. NCBI's taxonomy places the organism in Eukaryota, Fungi, Ascomycota, Sordariomycetes, Sordariales, Chaetomiaceae. The coding region runs from base 216 to 1610 and encodes 464 amino acids. The record is from RefSeq and is a predicted model, not a curated record.
CGAGUGACUGCAAUGUGCGCGCGAUAAAUAUUUUGCUCGGCGGCGGCGACGGUGACGGCAACGGCAACACCCUUGGCGGCAUCGCCGGUGCGCAAGCGGACCCGAAGUCCACCUGAAUCCUUUUACGGCGAUGCAACUCUUUUGACACGCUCCCCUCCAAAAGCCCUGGGAUUACCCGGCAGCAGGAGACAAGCAUCCCCCCUGGUCAGCACAAGAUGGAGGACGCAAGCCGGGAAGGACUGGCCUGGGACGACAACGGCCUGGGGCCUGAGCCGCGAUGGACCCGUGAACCGGAUAUCAAGGCCGUGGAACGCGUUUGCCGUCGGCAGUUGGGCAUCCCCAACGAUGGCCCAGGGAGCGAAUUUGCUGUCGCCUUCCACGCCGAUGGCACCUUCAACAAGCUGUAUCGAAUCCAGAGUUCUCGUGGUCGGUUUAUGCUGCGAGUGUCGCUUCCUGUAGACCCCCACAACAAGACACGUGGGGAGGCCGCGACGCUUCAGCUGGUCCGUCGCAUCACCGACAUACCCGUCCCUGCAGUCGUGGCCUUUGACGACUCGAGGGCCAGUGAAAUUGGUUUCGAGUGGCUCCUGAUGAACAUGGUGCCGGGGACGCCAGCGUACUACCGUUGGCGCAUCAUGUCCAUGGAGCAGAAGGAGAGGCUUACUGCUCGGGUUGCAGAUUUUCAGGCCCAACUCUUCCGCUGCGGCAAUCUUGGACGCGGCUUCAGGGGUAUCGGGACGCUGGGGACUUCGGGUGAUCUUGACCGGGAUGGGUUUCCUGAGCCUGGCCAGAUUGUGUCCGCAUUCUUCUUCUCAGGGAAGCGCUACCAGUAUCCCAUUCCCCGUGGUCCAUUCCGGUCGAGCCAUGAUUGGCUGCGGGCGCAUCUCAACAUCAUCAUUCGAGAGAACACGACAGCUCUCGCUGAGGCUAGGGACGAGGAGGCCAGGCAGUCCGCCGAGGCAGCGCUCCGUGUUGCCCGCAAGCUGCUGCGAAUGCUGCACAAGCUCUUCCCGGCCAUUGUCAACCCGCCUGAGCGCACGGUGCUCUGGCACGAAGAGCUCUCGCUCAAAAACAUCAUGGUUGACGGCGAAGGGGGCAUUACCGGCGUCAUAGGAUGGGAGUGCACCUCAACAAUGCCCCGGUGGGUGGCCUCUCAGGUGCCUGAGUUUCUGCGCGGCGCGACGCGAGAGACCAAGCCGGAUCGCAAUUGCUACACAGACGUCGACAAAGACGGCAGCGAUGCUAAUGAUGCCGAACUGGAUGACAACCUUGACAACGAGGGCAAGACGGAGCUCUACUGGAUUCACCUGAUGGAGUACGAGCAGACGCAGCUCCGUAAGGUCUAUGCAGCGCGCAUGCGCCAGCUUCGCCCAGAGUGGGAUAUCGAGGUCGAGGAAGAUGCGCUCAAGGUCGAUUUCCUCGCCGCCGCCUUGCGCUGUGGAGCUGGGUUCUACCUCCGGCGCAUCGAGCAGUGGAUCGACGCGGUUGAGAGGAAGGAGUUUCUCCCUCUUAUGGAGGUGCUGAGAGUCGGCAUCAAGAAGGACAAGGAUAAGGCGACUAGUAAGCCGGCGACUUCGAAUGCCCUUACCUUGGCGAGCAGGUUGUCUUAGGAUAUCCUCGCCCCCGAAUUGGACGAAACCGAUGACACUCGUGUGAUCGAACAUCCCUGAAUAUCUCACGUUUGCCACGUUCCCGUCAAGACCCCAUCCACCAACUUGCAACAUUCGGUUUUUACACGGAUUCUUGAACGCACCAUGCCCUAUACCCCCAACUAAGGCCGGGUAGUACCUAGAUCGAAGUCGGCUAGUGUCUGUUUGCACUGCCAAAUAGCUCCCAUGUUGGUACUUGGUGCAGCAAGCAACGAUCAACCAUCAAAACCCGCU